AUGGAGGGAAGCCAUCGUGCCGGUCCACGAAUCGCAAUAAAACGAGCGGUUCGCAGCACCCGACCCACCCGCAUUCCUCCGCAUCGGGAUCAGAUCCAGAACAUGGCGGUGUACGAGCUCAUCAAGGCCGCCGACGAAGGAAGCGCCGCCUCCGCCGCCGCCGAUCCAAACCACAAAGCCCUCUCCCUCGCCGUCGACAGUCAGAGGGACCUGGAAAACGGCGCCGGAGAAGGCGUCGUGCCGCCGGGUAAGGCCGAGUCCACGGCUCUGAAGCGCGCGCCGCGACUCGUGUCGCUCGAUGUCUUCCGAGGCCUCACCGUCGCGCUCAUGAUCUUUGUAGACAACGUCGGUUCAUAUUUCCCUGCUAUCAACCACUCUCCCUGGGAUGGUGUAGCCCUUGCUGAUUUUGUGAUGCCACUUUUCUUAUUUAUAGUUGGAGUGGCUCUUGCAUUGACUUAUAAGAGAAUCUCAAACAAAGCCAUGGCAACCCAAAAAGCAGUACUUCGAGCAAUGAAGCUCUUUUUUGUUGGUCUUGUAGUUCAAGGUGGCUAUUUCCAUGGUCUUUAUGAUUUAACAUAUGGAGUUGAUAUUUUGAGAAUACGAUGGAUGGGUAUCUUACAGAGAAUAGCAAUAGCAUAUCUGUUAGCUGCAAUAUCUGAAAUCUGGCUUAGAGUUGAUCAAGAUGUGGAGUCUGGAUAUUCCUUGGUCCGACGAUACCGAUUGCAACUGUUGGUGGGUCUUGCCCUAACAUCCAUUUACAUGGUUCUUCUUUAUGGUCUAUAUGUUCCUGAUUGGGAGUAUCAGAUACCUGUGACUGGCUCCACAUUGAGGACCUUCUCAGUUAAAUGUGGUAUGAGAGGUGACACAGGACCUGCUUGCAAUUCUGCUGGCAUGAUUGACCGCAGAGUCUUUGGCAUCCAACAUCUACACAGACGCCCUGUGUAUGAAAGAACUGAGCAAUGCAGUAUAAACUCACCAGCUAGUGGUCCUCUUCCACCUGAUGCUCCUUCAUGGUGCCAAGCUCCUUUUGAUCCUGAAGGAUUACUCAGUUCUAUGAUGGCAAUUGUCACUUGCUUGAUUGGAUUGCAAUUUGGGCAUGUCAUCAUACACUUUGAGGAUCACAAGGAGAGGAUCGUGCAGUGGAUGAUUCCUUCCUUUUGUCUAUUAGCACUAGCCUUUUCAUUGGAUUUCUUUGGAAUGCAUCUGAACAAGGCUUUAUACACGCCGAGUUACACCUGCAUCACUGCUGGGGCUGCUGGGGUCAUGUUUACUGGAGUAUACGUGCUGGUCGACGUCUAUGGCUACAGGAAGCCAACCUUGGCCAUAGAAUGGCUGGGGACGCAUGCACUCAUGGUCUACAUUCUAGUAGGUUGCAACAUCUUCCCUUUAUUUAUCCAGGGGUUCUACUUGAGGGAACCUGAGAACAAUAUCCUGAAGGGCAUUGGUGUUUCCUAAACAUCAUCUAUAAGGACUUUCGGGCCACUCUCCUUACAUUGGACGUAGUGAAGCUCUUCUUGUAUUUCUAUCAAGCAUUAAUUUUAUGUUGCACUUCAAUGAAUCUAAUUAUACAAGAA
Messenger RNA from Zingiber officinale, 1574 nucleotides. RefSeq names its product heparan-alpha-glucosaminide N-acetyltransferase-like. Lineage: Eukaryota; Viridiplantae; Streptophyta; Magnoliopsida; Zingiberales; Zingiberaceae. The transcript has 12 exons. The record is from RefSeq and is a predicted model, not a curated record. Bases 1 to 1455 code for a protein of 484 amino acids.